UCUGGACAGCAGUGCUUGUGAGCAUUUCUGGAGCCCAAGCUCUUCUCACAGAGGGAGGGACAGAGAAGACAGCAGCCACCAUGCAAUCUCCCUCAGCCACUGCCCGCAGAGGAGGGUGUGUCCGCUGGCAGGGGCUCCUGCUGGCAGUCUCGCUCUUAACCAUCUGGAACCCGCCCACCACUGCCCGAAUCACUGUCAAAUCAGCACCGCCCUAUGCUGUUGUGGGGCGAGAUAUUCUACUCCUAGUCUCCGACCUGCCUACGUAUCUUUAUAGCUAUGUCUGGUACAGAGCUGACAGAGUAGACCCCAAACGUUACAUUCUAUCAUAUACAAUAGAUACUUCGGAAAUUUCCCCAGGGCCUGGAUACCAUGGUGGAGAGAAAAUAUACCCCAAUGGAUCCCUGCUGCUCCAGAAUGUCACCGAGGAGGACACAGGCUACUACACCAUACAAGCCUAUAAGAAAAAUUUUAAAAGUGAUGAGGGAACUGCACACCUCCAUGUACGCCCGCUGGGCUCAUUGCCCCUCCUCAGAGUCCCCAGAGGACAUAAGGACCCCAGUCACAGAACAUAAGGACCCCGUGGUCCUGACCUGCCUCACAGAUUACACCGGCAUCUCCAUCGAGUGAUUCUUCAAUGACCAGAGACUGCGGCUCACAGAGACGUUGAAGCUGUACCAGGACAACAGCACUCUGGCCACAGACCACGUCAGGAUGGAGGAUGCUGGGGCUUAUCAGUGUGAGGUCUCCAACACACUCAGUUCCAGCAAAAGUGACCUCCCCAGGCUCUAUGUGAAAGAUGAGUCUGGCCCUCUGGCUCUCUUACCCUCCUCUAUGUUAUUCAACU
Diceros bicornis minor is the source of this 844-nucleotide messenger RNA. Its product is annotated as carcinoembryonic antigen-related cell adhesion molecule 3-like. Gene Ontology annotation, cellular component: cell surface; plasma membrane. Lineage: Eukaryota; Metazoa; Chordata; Mammalia; Perissodactyla; Rhinocerotidae. The transcript is spliced from 3 exons. Gene Ontology annotation, biological process: regulation of immune system process; signal transduction. The record is from RefSeq and is a predicted model, not a curated record. Bases 81 to 572 code for a protein of 163 amino acids. Gene Ontology annotation, molecular function: protein tyrosine kinase binding.